AUGCUUGCUAUAGCAUUCGCCGCCGUCGCUCUGCUGGUGCCCUCAACCACGGGCGCUUCUGUACCCAAGCACGCUCGGUCCCAGCACGAAAGCACGCAGCCGUGGUCUGUGUCGAACUUCGACUCCCUCAUCACCUUCGGCGACAGCUACACGGACGAGUCACGGUUGGGAUGGUUCAUCAAUCACAACGGCACAGCUCCGCCGGCGGGGAGUUUGUCGCCUGAGAAUUUCGUCACGGCCAGCGGCGGACGGACCUGGCCUCGAUACGUGAUCCAGUAUACAAGCAGCAGCGGCAACGGCAACGGAAGCGAAUGGAUGCCCCAGACGACGCUCUACGACUACGCGGUGUCUGGUGCCAUGGUUCUCAUCAAUCAACGCACCGUUCCCCUCCGUCCUGGAAUACGAACUCCCCGCCUUCCAAGCCGACCUGACCGCUCUGCGCGUGAACUCAUCUCCCCCGAACCAUUCUUCACACCGUCCCUGACCGCCACGUCAGCCGUGUACGCGCUGUGGAUCGGCACGAACGACCUCGGCGUCUGGGCGUUCCUGACCGACUCGCAGGUCCCGGGCAAAGUACUGAGCGACUACACGUCGUGCGUCUACGAAGUCUUCAACGCGCUGUACGCCAGCGGCGGCCGGAUGUUCGUGCUGAUGAACACGGCGCCUCUGCAUCUGGCCCCGCUGUACGCCAACGCCUCGCUCCACGGCGUCGGCGCCAACCAGUACUGGCCUGCGAAACCGGCGAAUCUGACCCAGAUCGCCGAGACGAUGCACGAGUACACGUCGACCGUCAACGCCGUGUUGGAGUACCGGACACUCUUUGAGAACCUCGUCGCGCACCGGUACCCGGGCGCCAGGUUCGCCUUGUUCGACAUGUACAGCCUGAUUUCGGAUAUCUACGAUGCUCCCUCCAAUUACCUUAACGGCACGGGCGUGCUGGACGGCGGCGAGAGCGUCUGGGGCUAUGAGAACGAUUGUGAUCUCAACCAGACGGUAUGUGUCAAGAGGGAUAAUGGGACAAAUUCGGAUGCGUUCCUCUGGUUCGACGAGUUACAUCCUAGGUGA
Capronia coronata CBS 617.96 is the source of this 1065-nucleotide messenger RNA. RefSeq lists its product as uncharacterized. Gene Ontology annotation, molecular function: hydrolase activity, acting on ester bonds. The transcript has 2 exons. The record is from RefSeq and is a predicted model, not a curated record. Lineage: Eukaryota; Fungi; Ascomycota; Eurotiomycetes; Chaetothyriales; Herpotrichiellaceae. The coding region runs from base 1 to 1065 and encodes 354 amino acids.